GAGACAGAUGUGCUCAUGAUAAAGAGAGAGAGAGAUCAUAAAAUUCACAAAAGAAAACUACAAAGAUGGAAUGUUAAAAAGAAGAGACACAUCUGAAAUCACACUGGAAUAUAUAAGAACAAGAGAGAGGAAGAUGAUGAAGAACGCUCUGUUCACCUACACGAGACUCUCUGAUGAAGACAGGUAAACAAGACAACUGGUGGAUUACAGUUAGACAACCAAUGGUGACCAGGAGUGAACCCAAGCAUUUCUGACAAAUGAGAUCUCUGCUUACACUGUGGAGCUUCCAAAACUCACAGACGACCCAUUUGUUUCCUGUAGGGAGUGAUUACCUUUGAAUUAGAUAGUAUGCUUCAAAACCGAGCCCUCACCCUUUCCAGCUCCUCCUCAGGGGGUUGAGCCAAUCAGUAGAGGUCAUGGGCCGACGGGCAGCUGACACAUCAAAUGCAGUGCCAGCAUUAGAGAUGCCUGUAGCGGGAGGGCGGGCCAUGCUCUCUCAGAAAUGGGGUCCUUUGUGCAGCGUCGGUGUACAAACGUCGCCAGGACUUCGUUCACUUCCAUCAUUAAAGAGGAGGAAUCAAACCGUCAGCGCCACCAAUGGACCGACUGUGGAAACCAUGUCUCUAGAUCGGAUCCGGCGCUGUGACGUCAACGGCAGGCACAUCGUCAAGUCAAAGAACAGCGGCAAUCACGUACCGCAGGAGAAUGAUGUGUACUGUCAAAUUAACACUGUUGAAAUUAACUCCAACCAAUCGGGGCCAAGAGGAAGUUUAAAGCGAACCCCUCGGUACACUAAUGGAAGUGUUGUUGCACCUGAGGUGGUGGGCGGGGUUUGUAGUGAGGGAGCAGAAACAGAGGAUCCAAGACGACAAUGUCAAACGAUGGCACGAGAUCACAAGCGGGGUCAGUCACUUAAAGGGGAAAGAUCCAGACCAGUCGUGAACUACGCCAGCUCAUCCUCAACGACGCCUCGCCCAUGUAGAACACUGGCAUUAUCGCCCAGACUGUGUGGCGCCUGCGGGAGGAGACAGUCUCAAGCCCCACCCUGCAUGGCACCGGCUUGUCGAAAGCGAGCGGCUAGUCAGGUGACCCUUCUGACUCCACAGACAAAAAGUUCUUUACCAGGACUGCAAAAACGAAAUUCCACAGUGGCACAACCAACGUACACCCAAAUUCCCAACAUACACAAUCAACAACUGCCAUGUGAAUCCACCACCUCAGCAUUAAACCAAAAAGACAUGCAAACAAAAUCAGAAGCAUCGGCACUGAAGAAAAAGGCAGAAAAACCAAAAAUGUGCCAUGGUGAAUCAACUACACAGUUAAAGCAAUCCCAAGCACAUGACAAGAUACACAAACCCCAGCACACGCAAGCUACAGAAUGUACUGCACAAGGCAUAACACACGACACACCGGGAAGGGACAAGUGCACAACCACAGAAAAGCACGGAACUCUUGCAUGUCCCAAACCGCUACCCCCCACACUUCCGGUUGGCUCGGAGUUAAAAGCUACGCCCGCUCUUCCGCCCAGGAAUUCAAAACAAAUACAUGUCGAGUCCAAACCAGCACCUCCAGAACUUCUCAUUGGCUCAGACAUGAAGCCAAAGUCACAAUCUCCACCUCCUGACUCCAAACCUAAAACCGAGAGAGACCCAGACGCACACCCACCGCAAACAGAUGAAAUCCCACAAUGCAACGGUGGACCGGGUGUGCUACACGGACUGUUACAGAAUGUAGAGGAAAACUUGUUGUAUAAUCAAGAAAAGAUCAAAGUUCUUCUCAAUGUCAUCCAGGAUUUAGAGAGGAACAAGGCAAUGAGUGAGGGGCGACGCUCCUACAGAACAGGUCAGGACAUCAACAACUGCUCCACCUGUCAGAAGACAGCCUGCAUAAUAUACAGUGUUGAACAUGACUUCCGUGUACAGGAGGGGAAAUUUCAAAACAUUCUUGAAGUGCUGGAGGCGGAGUAUGAUGUCCCCACCCCUGUCCCAAAGUCCGCCUUCAUACGACCACAAACUAAAAGCCGUGUCAAGAAACUGCGAAAGAAAUGCUUCUGGUGGCUGUAGCACCUGACCAUCACCACCAUGGAUAUUAAACGGCAGCACAGAAACGCACUAUUACGCUUGAUUGUAUUCGUGGAAAAUGCCCCAGCUUGAUGGGGAGUUCACCAGCAUCACUGUUGUCAUGGAGAUACAAGACGUUUAUGAUUAUUAUUAUUACAGAAAUGUAAAAAUCAAGGACUCGUGAAUUUUAUCGAUCACAAAAAUAUAACCGGAGAUGACAAACUUCUUAAAACAUCCACUGACAUCCUUAUAACUCAAGGUCAAUUCAGUCCAUGGAGACCCACAAGACCCUGUGUCUUAUCCCCAACAUGCUGUCUGCCAGAGAUGUUACUCAGUCGAUAUGUGUUGACAACUUACACCAGCUAAUGAAUGUCUAAAGCUCUGUCCUAAAAUCCAGUGAAAGCUGCCUGCCUAGACAGCAUCAUGUGCAUACAAAACAUACAAAGUCGAAAAAUGCUUGGCAGAGAAAGCAAUCCCAGAAUGCAUAAUAAAAAACACUGACUAGUAUUGAAAAUAAGAAUAAGCUGUGAAAAAUGUGCGUUUUAAUAAAAACAGACAUGUGAAUGCUGAUGUCAAAGUCAUGUAGAGUAAAUAAAGACAGAAGGGCAAAUAAACUUGGUUUUGGAGCAGAGCUUAAAUAAAUCAAUUCGGUUCAAGAACAGAAAACCCAGAUGUUCUUAAAUCCUCAACAAGCAGAAAAACUCACUUUAUUUCAUCUGUAUGUUGCUCUUUGAAUUAAGAUUUCAAAUAGAUUAAAGACACUGCUCAUUCACACAAAACUGAAUUUAAUGUGUAUAUGUUUGCUAUUCUCACAAACGGUACUGUAGCUGAAUUGUAUAGACACAUUAUGUUUAAUAGACGAAUAUAUUUUCCUCUUAUUCAUAUAUAUUACUUGUAUGUAUGCACAUACACACUGGUUUAAAUGUCUUCCAGUCUAUCUCUUUCCAUUUCCAGAGUUGAAAACAUAUACAGUAUAAAUAUAUAAAGAAUAUCAUACUAUAUUGGAUGUAUUUUUAUAUGCUGAUAUUCUGAUAAGACUACAUUUCUCCUUCACCUGUUUGUAAUUGAUAUAUUUAGG
Paramisgurnus dabryanus is the source of this 3138-nucleotide messenger RNA. It is a transcript of the gene insyn2b, whose product is annotated as inhibitory synaptic factor family member 2B. NCBI's taxonomy places the organism in Eukaryota, Metazoa, Chordata, Actinopteri, Cypriniformes, Cobitidae. The record is from RefSeq and is a predicted model, not a curated record.